GUGGUUUGACUAAAAAUGGAAGAUUGGAAAGUUUCUCUUGAGUCAAUUGUCAACCCCAUAUAUCUCAAGAUUUUAGGAGAAUUUCAGGCAGCCUUGUACAGUGGAAGCUGGUGUAUGUCACAAAGAACUGCCCUAGCAGACAUGGAGCACUUUGAACAUUUUUGGCCAAGAGAUUUGAUUGAUAUGAAAUCAAAGUCAAGUGAUGGGUCUUCGGAUGGCUCUAUAGUCUUACAAGAUGUUCAAGAACCGAGUGGCGGCACAGCUACUAUGUCUCCAGACUCCGCUUUCCAUAUCAUGGCAAACGCCUUUUCUAGUUCGUCGCCAACCACAGCCAACGGUUGGAAACAAAACUUACUAUUUAGAGAACAACAUGGGCAGGACACCUUUUCAACUAGUCUUGAGGACGCUUCACCACCGGCGACAGAGAUUAAAUACCACGACUUCAGCGUGGACCAACAAGGAUUAAGUUUUGAAACUGGAUCCGACAAUUGUUCCCCCACCCCAUAUGGCUACUCUUCAAUAUCAUCAUCACAAUCUUUUCUAGAGUCUUUGCUUGAUAGAAAUUCACCAUCCCUAUAUGGUUUCCAACCGAAUUUCAACAAUAUCGAUGUUGUUCAAAGCUUGCCUCUAGUAAGCACAAAACAACAAAUUCCUGGUUAUUUUCAGCUAACUGAUAACACCUCGUUAUUGAAUACUACAACGUCACCAUCAGACGAUAAUAUUUCAAGCUUCCUGCCUUCAGUGUCAUACAAAGCGGCACAAACAUGUGUUAAUGUCACCAUAAAGCCUAACUAUCAAGAUUUCGAGGAUUUUGGUUCAAUGACAAAGAAAAGCUCCGGUCGAGUUCUGUUGAAGAGACCGCGGCUUGAAACACCUUCACCGUUUCCUACAUUUAAGGUCCGAAAAGAGAAGCUAGGAGACCGAAUCACCGCCCUUCAGCAAUUAGUUUCACCUUUUGGAAAGACUGAUACUGCUUCUGUGCUCCAUGAAGCCAUUCAGUACAUUAAGCUUCUCCAUGAUCAAGUCAAUAUUCUAAGUGUACCUUAUAUGGACAAUGGAGCUACAAAGCAAUUUAAUCAGAUUCAUGAUAAUGUGAAAGAUGUGAAGGGACACAAACAAGACCUAAGGAGCCUAGGACUUUGCCUUGUACCAGUUUCGAGUAUGUUCCCUGUUGCAACAGAGAUGACACCUAUUUCCUGGACACCGAGUUUUCAAGGAUCCUUCAAGUAGCUAGAGAUCAACAACCAACUCAUCUAUCUACAUUCGUUAGCUUUUAUAACAUGCACAAAUUAAAAAGCUGUGAUCUACUAUGCUUUUUAAAUAUUUUGGGUGCAAAGAGCUAGGUCAUUCAAAAUAACAGAAAAGCAUAAGUAGUUGCAAGACUAAGUGCAGUAAGUUGUAGGAUGAUAAGCUAACGACUUUUGUUGGUUUACAUUUCAAAAUAAUGAUUGUCAUUCGAGAUUUAGUUGGGUGGUAGAGGCUACUAUACAGUCCCUUGAGAAGAAGAUCAUGGUUCAAUCUUUAAUUAUUGUAGACUGUGAAUUUAGAAAUAUUUAAUACUCCCACUUUUAGCCA
Erigeron canadensis is the source of this 1575-nucleotide messenger RNA. RefSeq names its product transcription factor bHLH112-like. Gene Ontology annotation, molecular function: DNA-binding transcription factor activity, RNA polymerase II-specific; protein dimerization activity; RNA polymerase II cis-regulatory region sequence-specific DNA binding. The record is from RefSeq and is a predicted model, not a curated record. Bases 16 to 1230 code for a protein of 404 amino acids. The transcript has 8 exons. Lineage: Eukaryota; Viridiplantae; Streptophyta; Magnoliopsida; Asterales; Asteraceae. Gene Ontology annotation, biological process: regulation of transcription by RNA polymerase II. Gene Ontology annotation, cellular component: nucleus.